AUGCGCCUGCCACGCUACGCGCGGGAGGCCUCGGAGUCAGCCUCGACGCUCGCGAGUCCCAGCGGCAGUACCCUCGCUGGCGAGUCUGAGGGCGUGGCGCUGGAAGAUAGCAAGCUAACCCACUCGGCUUCUUGCAAAGGGACAAACCGCGACGGGGUCUUUUGCAGCGAAACCUGCGACAAAGACGCCGGGAACGCCGCUUUUGCGCCAGGGACUCUGCGGCCGAACUGUCCAGUUCACGGUCAGCUCUUCUCCGAGAGCGAAGUGGCUCUGUGCGAUGCAGAGCCUCGCUCUGGCGGGAGGUGUCUGGUGAUCUUCAACACCUGCGUUUACGACCUUUCGAAUUUCUCGCAUCCUGGAGGCUCUCGCCUGCUGAAGGGACACGCCGGACGCGACAUCACCGAACCUUUCCAAGAAGUGGGCCAUUCCGUGCACGCGUUCAAACUCCUCGAUGCUCUGUGCGUGGGAGUCGUGAAGGAGCGGCUCGACCGACACAAACAAACAGUGGGAGAACGGUGCUUGUGCGGCUCUGGCCAAGCAGAAACCGCGACGCUCUCUCAGCUACGGUACCGGGGGCUUGCGCCGGGCGGCGACUCGUCGGAGGCUGCGAGGCAGCUGGGAGAACAUGCGGGUUCGACUUCUCCGACCGCAACGCCCUCUGCCCACGAGUUAAUCGACUUCACCAAGCCUCUCCUGCCGCAGGUGUGGAGGCUCAGCAAAACGGACUACGAACGCCUGAUUGAGGUACCCUGCAUGAUAGAAGGCAGUAUGACGCUCAUGCCGUACGCAUGGAUGGAGCCUCUGUCCCAGACCCGUUGGUGGGUCAUUCCCCUGCUAUGGCUUCCAGUUGUCUUCUGGUGUAUCCGAGAGAAUUUGAAGACUUUGUCCCCCACCUGCUGCUUCGUGUCCGUCUCCGUCGGGCUCGCCUUAUGGACCCUCCUCGAAUAUGUAAUGCACCGCUUCCUGUUUCACUUCCCAGAACAGCGGCUGCCGGACUCCCGCCUCAUUCGCAUCUUCCACUUCCUUGUGCAUGCAGUGCACCAUUUGCUGCCGCUAGAUCCGCUCAGGUUGGUGGUUCCUCCAGCGCUGUUUGUGGCCUUGGCUAGCGGAGUUUACGGGGUGUUCAGUUUGCUCUUGCCGCAGUGGGCAAUUCAAGCUGGUUGUCCCGGCGCGCUGCUCGGCUACAUUGCCUACGACGUGAUUCAUUAUUCAACUCAUCACAUGGCGUUUUUGCAGCGCGUCAGCCACAUACGAGAAAUGAAACGGUACCACAUGCGCCAUCAUUUCCGCUAUCCUCUCCUCGGCUUUGGCGUCAGCAGCAAAAUCUGGGACUGGGUCUUCGGCACUCUCCUGCCAUGA
This is a messenger RNA of Neospora caninum, 1359 nucleotides long. RefSeq lists its product as hypothetical. Gene Ontology annotation, molecular function: fatty acid 2-hydroxylase activity; iron ion binding. Gene Ontology annotation, biological process: fatty acid metabolic process; lipid biosynthetic process. The transcript has 3 exons. The coding region runs from base 1 to 1359 and encodes 452 amino acids. The record is from RefSeq and is a predicted model, not a curated record. Lineage: Eukaryota; Apicomplexa; Conoidasida; Eucoccidiorida; Sarcocystidae. Gene Ontology annotation, cellular component: endoplasmic reticulum; membrane.